AUGGCGUCCGACGGUGCAAAGUGGAGUCAGGAUGAAACUAGUGCACUUAUAGAUGCUUUCAGUGAUGCAAAGACGACAGCAGAGCCCAUGACGACAAACAAAGAUUUAUAUUCCUCAAUCAAAGGCCUCCUUGAGCGAAACAAUGACAUCCAAAGGACAGCGAAGCAGAUAGAGACAAAGUUAAAGAAACUGAAAUCCGGGUACAGCAAAUUGAAAGAUAGGAUGAAAAUAUCAGGAGCAGAGCGACCGUAUGAUUCAAAAGCUCUUUCAAGCCAGGAGAAGGCAGCAUUUCAGCACUGGGAUAAGCUUGACCGUAUUUUGGGUAGGUUGAGUUAUGUUUGUGUAACAAAUAGAAAGUUAUGCACUUGUGAUUGUCAAGUUCAAGUGAAGCAUUUGUGAACUUUGACCGCAACCUUUACGUGUCAUAACUUUGAAAAUGCAAAUAUUUAUAUGGAGGGAAGUACCUGUUUAUAUAUAGCACAUGUGAAGAUUUUAAUAUACAAAAUUUCAAUGGACUAUUAAAAUGUUAACAGAUUUGAAGAGGAAAGAAUUACUGUCAUUACCUUCUUCAUGGUGAUAAUCCUGAUAAACCACUUCAUUGGAUAAAACACAAAAAUAGCUCUUAGCCCUACUUUGGGAAUUUUCCUGCCCCAAGUAAAACUUAAACUUUCUUAUUUCAUUAUUUUCAUACACAAGGUAAACCAAAACUACUCUGUUAUAUUUAGGUGGGAUAUCAAAACAGAUCCUCUUUGAUUUUUGUUAUCAAUAAAAUGGUAUGCUUGUCAUUCAGGAACACACCCUGUUGAAGACCCUCCAGAGGAACAUUUGCUCGAAAGCUCAGCCACAGGAGAAUGUGUGGAUGCACAAUCAAAUGCUGAAGUAAGAGUAGCAGAAUCAGGUACAGAAGAACCAACUGCCGUUAUUGCAGCAUCAGAACCAAAUACAAGAACAAGUACAGCUGAAGCAAAUUCUCAGGCUACUCAUCCAUCAAAAACACCAAAGAGAAAGAGUGGUAGGGCAUGUAAACCUAAGAAAAAACCUCGCCUGUGCGAUGUAGUGGAACAAUCCAAUGAGCAAAUGAGACAGAUGCAGGAUUACAUGCAGAAUAAUUCAACUACACCCGAGGCACGAUCUAAAGAAAGAGAAGAAGACCGAGAAUUUUUUCGCCACAUGUUUGGUAUGAUGUCGCAAACUAUGAUGGGCAUGACCCAAAUGCUACUUCGAGGAGCUGGUCCAGGAUAUCAUCCACCAAACCAGGUAUAUGCUCCUCAAAGUGUCCAGCCAAACUACAGUUUUCUACCCAGUGGCAUGGGUUUUGGUUUUGAUACUCCAUCAGCAAGACCAUCAUCAUCAAGCUCAGUUACAAGUGAUCCAUCAUCAGUUGAAGAAAACGACUAUUUUACCUUAUAG
Molecule: messenger RNA, 1410 nt
Organism: Pocillopora meandrina
Lineage: Eukaryota; Metazoa; Cnidaria; Anthozoa; Scleractinia; Pocilloporidae
Source: the annotation of a GenBank genome assembly